UGAUUUACAGUGAAAUCAAAAACCCCAAUAUGUCAUCCGUUUCCGCCGGAGAGGUCGACACUCCACUGAGCUACCAACGAACAAAAAUAACCAGUCGAUGAAAAUGCCCACCAUGCCCUCCCCCUCCGCCGCCGCCCACCUCACCCUCCUCGCCCUCCUCUCCGCCACCACCUUCUACUGCUUCUACAAAUCACGCCGCCUCAAAAACCUCCCCAGAAACCCUAACCCUAACUCUCCGCCCAAAGGCAAGCUCUUCUACCUCUCCCAAACCAACACUUCCAAAAUCCUAGCCCACCGCCUCCUCGACCUCCUCUCCUCCAACGAUCUCCCGUUCGACCUCGUCGAUCCGCACAACUACGAGCCCGAGGACUUACAUAAGGAAACCCUAGUUUUGAUCGUCGCUUCCACUUGGGAAGACGGGAAGCCGCCUCCGAAUGGAAAAUUCUUCGCCGAUUGGUUGGCGGAGAGCGCUGAGGAUUUCAGAGUCGGGUCUCUGUUACUUAGUAAAUGUAGGUUUGCUGUUUUCGGCGUCGGGAGCCUAUCGUAUGGAGAGAACUUUAAUGCUGUGGGGAAGGAGUUUUCGAAGCAGAUGAGAGCGUUGGGGGCUGAGGAGGUUUUGCCUUUGUGGGAAGGGGAUGUGGAUGGGGGUGAUUUGGAUGAGGUGUUUGGUGCUUGGAGUGAGAAGUUAGUUAGGGUUUUGAAUGGUGGGGGUCUGGGGAAUGCGGCAUUUGGUGUUGGGUAUGGGGCUAAGGAUGAGAGUGAGUAUGAGAUGAUUAGCGACUCAGAUGAGGAGGAUGGGGGAGAAAAUGGCGGGGAAUCGGGUGUUGUAGAUCUCGAGGACAUUGCGGGAAAAGCUCCUUCAAGGAAAUCUACAACAAUUGUCAAGUCUAAUGGGAAAUUGAAUGGUGAGAAGGAAAUGGUGACUCCUGUGAUUAGAGCUAGCUUGGAGAAGCAGGGUUAUAAGAUUAUUGGUUCACAUAGUGGAGUUAAAUUGUGUAGAUGGACCAAGGCACAGCUUAGAGGGCGUGGAGGUUGCUACAAGCACUCAUUUUAUGGCAUAGAGAGUCAUAGGUGCAUGGAGACAACUCCAAGUUUGGCGUGUGCCAACAAAUGUGUUUUUUGUUGGAGGCAUCACACAAAUCCCGUAGGAAAAAGCUGGCAAUGGAAGAUGGAUGAUCCCUUAGUUAUUGUGAACUCUGCCAUAGCACUGCAUACAAAAAUGAUAAGGCAAAUGAAAGGAGUUCCAGGUGUUAAACCAGAGCGCUUAAUGGAAGGACUUUCUCCGAGACAUUGCGCCCUAUCGCUUGUCGGUGAACCGAUCAUGUAUCCGGAAAUUAACUCACUUGUAGAUGAGCUUCAUCGGAGGCGUAUUUCUACUUUUCUUGUAACAAAUGCACAGUUCCCUGAAAAGAUUAAGAUGCUGAAACCUGUUACCCAGUUAUAUGUUAGUGUAGAUGCUGCAACAAAGGAGAACUUGAAGGCUAUUGAUAGGCCACUUUUUGGGGACUUCUGGGAGCGGUUUCUUGAUUCCUUGAAAGCUCUCAAGGAGAAGCACCAGCGAACUGUUUAUCGCUUGACACUAGUUAAAGGGUGGAAUACAGAGGACCUAGAUGCCUAUUCUAGCCUGUUUGGCAUCGGAAAUCCAGAUUUUAUCGAAAUUAAAGGUGUCACCUAUUGUGGAUCGUCUGCUACAUCAAAAUUGACAAUGGAAAAUGUGCCCUGGCAUUCUGACGUUAAAGCGUUUUCUGAGGCUUUGGCUCAAAAAAGUAAAGGGGAGUAUGAGGUUGCUUGUGAGCAUGUCCACUCAUGCUGUGUCCUCUUAGCAAAUGCCAGUAAGUUUAAGAUCGACGGCCAAUGGUUCACAUGGAUUGACUAUGAAAAGUUUCAUAAUCUGGUUGCUAGUGAAAGACCUUUUGACAGCAAGGAUUACAUGGCGGCGACACCAUCUUGGGCUGUUUAUGGAGCGGAAGAAGGUGGCUUUGAUCCAGGCCAAGCUCGAUAUAAAAAGGAGCGGCAUCACAAGUCAAGUCACUGACAGAUCAGGGCCUCCUAGCGGCGAAAGAAGGUUGUCGUCGCCAAUGAAUCUCGAUAGCGUGGAUUCCGAAAAGGAUCAGUCCAGUCGGUUAAGCGAGGAUAGUGUUAGCAAGCCGGGUGGGGGCGGAAGUAGCGAAAUUGCAAUCUCUGCUUCCGUCAAAGCAGUGAUGCUCCAGGGUGUGAGGGACGGGGAAGUUAAGAUUGUUCACCACCACAGUCGCAGCAACAGCAACAUUACAGAGGCUGUCCACAUUCUCAGUACUGACGUGCCGUAUUUCCAGGACCCGAAGAACAGACCAUUGAAAUUCUGGGCCAUCCGAUUGCUUGAGCGAAACCCGAAAAAGUUGGAUCUGUUUUGCGACUUGCCGACCAGUGCGGAAGGGAUGGAGUGGCUGGCGGCUGAGCACGAAGCGGAGAUUCAGCAAGGCCGAACGUCCAGCGCUCCUCUCGGGCUUUUGGCUCCCCCUCCCAACUUCCCCCCUCCGCCAUAUGAGUAGAGUUAUAAUUUCAGGACUAUAUAUCUGAUGGCUACUGUUCUGUGGGCUGAUUCGGUUGCUACAUUCUGGGUUGGUUGGUUUUUGUUUUCAAAAAUAGUAGGUGAUGAUUUGCUGCUAUGUUGGUUUGUUUCGGCCGUUAACUGUUGAGUCAUAGGUGACUGUUUAUCAUUAUGGAAGUAUCUUGGAGUAUUGAUUAUA
Molecule: messenger RNA, 2729 nt
Organism: Rhododendron vialii
Lineage: Eukaryota; Viridiplantae; Streptophyta; Magnoliopsida; Ericales; Ericaceae
Product: S-adenosyl-L-methionine-dependent tRNA 4-demethylwyosine synthase
Exons: 10
Coding region: 98-2035 (645 amino acids)
Biological process (GO): wybutosine biosynthetic process
Molecular function (GO): 4 iron, 4 sulfur cluster binding; FMN binding; catalytic activity
Source: RefSeq, a predicted model, not a curated record